UUUGUCCACCUGUAUUUUACAGCUGACAGGCGGAAGGAUGGCUGCCCUUAUGCCCCACACCUGCCAGUACCCCGCCCUCCCCAGCCGUAUCCUCACCUGUCUACAGGAGCAGAGACAGGCAGGACAGAUGUGUGAUGUCAUCAUUAAGGUUGGUAGCAGGAGCUUCCCUGCCCACAGAGGUGUCCUGUGUGCGUGUUCUGGGUACUUUAAGGCCCUGUUCACAGACAGUGAGGCGAGCAGUGUGGAGUUACGACUGGUGACAGAGAAGGGUGUGUCUGUGCUGCUGGACUACAUGUACACAGCCAGGCUACAUCUCACAGCUGGGGAUGCACAGGAGGUCAUGCUGGCUGCUGUGUACCUACAGGUGACUGACAUCAUGGAGGACUGUACAGCCUACCUGGGUCACACCUUCCAACAGUCCCAGCUAGUAGGUCAGAGGUCAACAGUUUCCAUGGAAACCAUACCACAUGGAAGGCAAGACAACAGGGAAAACAGUGUUUCAGAAGGAGGAGAAUCUCAGACUCAGAGCAGGCCCAGGGUAUCAAGAGACACAUCAGGGGAUGCUGUCAAUCACGUGAAUCAGGGUGGAAGUGGAUUGGACAGAGCACAUGAUGGAAGAUGCUAUCCAGCCAAUCAUAGGACUGGUAGCCAGGCCAAUGUUGGAAACAGGCUGAGAGAAAUGCAUGAUGGGAGGUCCAGCUCAACCAAACACACACCUGCUCUCCAGUCUGAGACAGGAAACAGACCUGAAGGAGUGCAUGAUGGGAGAUCCAGUGCAGCCAAUCACACGUCCGGUAGUCAGAACACUGUAGUUUACAGACAGGGAGAAGUGAGUGAAGGGACUGAGGUACAAGUAAACAAAACAGGUUGUUUACAGUCUAGCCAGGACAACAGCAAGGACGUGUUGACUUCAUCUCUUAUCACUAUUAAACAAGAACCUGAAGAAAACGAUGCAACACUUUCUUCAGAAGUUGAAGACAACCCUUCCUUGGUUGAGCAUCAUUCACACUCUGAGUUUCCAGACUGUUCAUUUGGAGCUAGCACUGAAUCCUUCUCACCAGUUGUUACUACAGUAUCAAGUAGUCAUUCUAUCGAUCGGAUAAACACAAUUGCAAAUACUUUGUUUCAACAGCACCAAGAGAUAUAUGAUAAAGACAGCAUGAAUGUUCAUCCCCAAAACAGAGCAGUUGUGCCACCUGGAAACCAAAAUAUGCAAGCAUCUCUUCCACCUUUUGCCACCGGGGGUUAUGGACCUUUGAACUCCCUCCAAGGUCUCUUCCCAAUGUCCUCUGACCCCUUGGCAUCAGUUGACCUUUGGUCUGUGACCUCUGACACGAGGUCAGGUAGUCUUGACACCAGUUUUUACAGCAGGCCCCAGAACAAGCAUGUCUGUGUGAAGUGUGGGGCGUCGUUCAAGUAUGCUAGUUCCCUCCGUGCACACAAGCUUUACAAGCAUUCCAACGCCCGCCCGUUCAUCUGCUCUACUUGUGGCUACAGCUUCAAGGAUAAAAGCAUGCUGAAGCGGCAUUCUAGAGUGCACAAGAAAAGGCCGCAAACUUGUGUCUCCUUGCCAUCCCAAGUAGGUAUUGCUGCUGUCGAUAAAUCUUCAUGUCCUGCUGAUAGCAUACCAGUAUCUAGUAGCGAGUGUGCUACACCUACUUCACCUACUAGAGCAGGUGACACAAGCAUGGAGAAAUCCCAUUCGAGUGUAGCACAGUAUGAGGACAGUUUACAAGUUCAAGGGCACAACCACAGUGACAUAAUGCCGGAUCAAAGUGGUGUUGACGGCACAGAAGCCCCGACACGUUGGACUACCGAAGGGGGUUCACUCCUGCAGGCUGGCCUACAGGGCAAUCAAAAAGAGGAAGAUGGUAACACUUUUGAUAGAACAACGCCCCCUAGAGUGGACCCUGAUACUGCAGGCAGUGAAACUAUCAACCAGGUCAACAUGUUUUCAACAAUGUUGCCAAAAUCGACUCCCAUGUUGUUGACGUCGGAGGGUGUAGCAAGUACAACAGAGUCAUCCGUGACGAGGGAAGGUAAUGACCUUGGGGAAGACAACUCAAAGUCACACCAACAGACGACCUUGAGGCACGGACAGGCUGUUGUAACAUGUCCUUCAACAUUUGGAAACCAAGGUGGUGUAGGAAAUACUACUGUCAGUAACAUCAGUUCUUUCAUAUCUCGUGCUGACGUUUCAACUACGCAGAAUGAGGCAUUGUUUUCCAUGAUGGCCGCCGGAGCAAAUCCGUCACAAUAUCAUCAGAUUGCCAUGGAAAGCCCCGCUGAAAUGUCGCCCAAAGCGUUCUGUUGUACGGAGUGUAGCGCUGUGUUUAAGUACGACAGCUCACUCCGUGCCCACAAGCUGUACAAGCACAGCAACGCACGCCCGUUCGUUUGUCAGGACUGCGGAUAUGCCUUCAAAGCAAAGGGGAUGUUACUGCGUCACAGAAGGUCGCAGCAUCCCAAACCUGAUGAACAGUAAAAACUUUUGUCAUUAAACUUUAGGCCUUGGAAAAUCAGCAUUGUGUUUUCGAUUACAGUGCUGAAAAAAUUGGGGCGGAAGGUAGGGUUACUCUUUUUUCUCUUUUAAAUUUAUCACUUCAUCAUUUCAUCAAAAAUGUUGUUUAUUGGCUAACAUUUUUAGAUAUAGG
Messenger RNA from Branchiostoma floridae (Florida lancelet), 2654 nucleotides. RefSeq names its product sal-like protein 1. NCBI's taxonomy places the organism in Eukaryota, Metazoa, Chordata, Leptocardii, Amphioxiformes, Branchiostomatidae. The coding region runs from base 38 to 2485 and encodes 815 amino acids. The transcript has 4 exons. The record is from RefSeq and is a predicted model, not a curated record. Gene Ontology annotation, molecular function: protein binding; RNA polymerase II cis-regulatory region sequence-specific DNA binding; DNA-binding transcription factor activity, RNA polymerase II-specific. Gene Ontology annotation, biological process: regulation of transcription by RNA polymerase II.